Messenger RNA from Lymnaea stagnalis (great pond snail), 10243 nucleotides. Lineage: Eukaryota; Metazoa; Mollusca; Gastropoda; Lymnaeidae. The record is from the annotation of a GenBank genome assembly.
AUAGAGGGGUGGGGAGUGGAGAGGUCAUGUUUCCUUAUAUAAGCAGCCACACAACGCUUGCUAGGUUCAUCUGGAAAACAUUUUGGUCAUCUCUGCUUGUCUGGUCACUUAGAUACAGCUUGGACAUCUGAGGGUAAGUUGUAGGACUGUGUAGGCGUAGUUUCCUUUUUAAUUGCUGGCUGGUAUAGUGUAGGGCCGUAAUGUAGGCUUAUUGUUCAAAGGUCACCAGGUAAGGUGUAGUACUGUCUGUAGGCAUAUUGUGUAAAUGCCGAAAUGUAUGGAUUGCGACUGUCUCUAGGUGUAUUUUGUAAGGAUCGACAUAAUUGAUAGAAAGUAAGAAGUUAACUGUUUUUGUAACACGUGGACCCACAGGAUGUUUCCUCGAAAUGCCCGGAUCUUAUGUGAACGAAGUGCACCGUGUUAAGCUCUUAUUGUUCAAUGUGUGUGUCAUGUGUCAUGUGUCCCCAAUUGAUAACACAGACAAGCCUAAAAUAAGUUGUCUCAAAUCUUAGACGUGUCUUCCAGUAUUUUUGAUCAGCUUCGUUUAAAAAUAUUGCAUCUGAAUUCUUACAUCAUCUGUAGUUUCAAAUUUACUUAAAAUGUGAUAUUUUUAAGCAUGAUAGUAGCAUACUUAUUUUUAACAAAAGGUUUAUUCAGGCGUGUUCUGGUGGCUUUUACUAGCCAUUUUGUACACAGUGUAGACCAAAUAAUGUGGGGGGCCUUCAAGUCAAAUAGUAAUAUCUUCCAAAAAUAUAGUUUAUGAUUAGGACUCUGGCCUUGGGCCCAAAAAUAACAGUUUCGAAGGUUGAAUCCAGGUCCUGGACGUGAUUAUUUCAUUAGUCGUCAUUUAAGAUUAAAAUCUCGGUAACGUGUCAGCAGAUCUUUGCUCUAUCACCUGUGAAUAUAAAGGUUAAAUACACUAAAACAGAUAUUUUCACCUACAAUGUUUAAUAUGUUUGACAAAAAAGAAGCUCCUGGUCUUAGAAUUCUGAGGAUGGGAUUUGACAGAAAAAUCCCUAUUAAGAUACCCACAAAAAAUUAGUCUGACAACAUGUGUGCAUAGUAUAUGUCUGCUGAGUCUAGGUAACUUAUACGCUAUAUGAAUGUAUCAACUUUAUCUAAAGCGUUUAAUAGCUUUGUAAUCAGACAGGCCUAUCUUUAUGGAGACCUUUUUCUAUAUGAUUCUGCCUCGUGCUACUUCAGGUUUAUUGAUAACAUUCUGUGCUCGGACCAACUUAAAUAAUAAUUCCAAUCAUUUAAGGGUACUUAUUCCAAUACGUUUUGAAUUGUUAAUGUUACAUACUCUCUCGUUUUGGUUCAGAUUCAAUCUGUUAUAGUCACGGCUAUUAUUGUGGCGGUGUGCCUCCUCUGGUGGGCAUUGCCAAAAAUCAUUUCUUCAGGGCAGUUCAUUGAGUCUCAACCCUCCACCCCCUUCCCACGACUGGUGCAGGCAACCACUAAGUGGGCCAGUGACUCUUCUGCCUGGCCGCACAAUCUGCAGUUUAGCUCACUUCUGUCGUCAAGUCUAUGGAGGCAGAUUGCUGCCCUCAACUGGGUGAUGAGGCUAUGCUCGCCUCGCUUUAUCUCCUCCAUGUGUCACUCUUCUCUGUCUCAGCAUCUUCCGAUAAAACUGAAGUCCUGUUUCUCCUGCGGCACAAUCACUUAACACUUUAUAUAAAAGUCGUCUGUUAACUAAGCUGUGACUCUCAGAUGAGUCAUUGGUUUUUCGGGUUUCGCCUCGGCCACGCCUUCUUUGGCUGCGAAAUCCUCAAUUAACGUGACCAGCGAUAAACUGCAGAAUAAAUUUUCGGCCCCUUACAUGAUUAUUACCAACUGUCUCCAUCAUAGUCUCCGUAGUGGCCCUUCCCACAUGCUCGAGAGCUAAUCGUGAGUCGAUAAAUAACAUGAUGUCUGGAAAGAUUUUUCUAUUAGCUGGGCAUUGUAGGAAUGUCUUUCGGGCAAAAAGGAUUGCCUCGAUUUCCGCAUCAAUGAUCGUUCUGCUUUUUCCUACUGUGUCCGGAUAGCUCCUCUUGUGGAGCUUUCUCUUUAGGGUACUCGAUAAGUGCGACUUAUCCGCUGCUGAGUUCUUUUCAAGCAAAGCACUAGCCGUCUGUGAAGACUUUAACCAGUUUGUCUGGGUAGGCGAUAAUCGUUAUUUGCAGUGCCUCCAAUAGUUCUGGUUGAGGACUGGCUAUUUUGACAUUGGUGUUCAUCAAGGUAAAACGUAUUUAAAAUGGGGGGGAGGGGGCUAUAUUGCAAUCCCAUGCCUAAAACACUUUUACCCUUCCCUGUUGUCGGGUAAGGCCAAGUCUCCCCCAAGACUGUGAACCAUAAAGAAAGGUCUCUUUAAUAUAGUCUUUUUUCACAUUUCUUUUGUUAUCGAAGGCACAGUUCCUGUCGGUCUAGAAGUCGGUAUCGCUUCGCCGUCGCUAGGACUUAGUUUCCCGCCUGAUAGGGAGUGUCUGAGUCUGAGGCUGAAGACAAAACCGUUUGUCAUCAUCGAUAACGUUUUUACUAAGGCUUGUCAUCUCUGAGGCUGUGGUCACUAAGGUUUUUCAUCUCUGAGGCUGUGGUCACUAAGGUCUGUCAUCUCUGAGGCUGUGGUCACUAAGGUCUGUCAUCUCUGAGGCUGUGGUCACUAAGGUCUGUCAUCUCUGAGGCUGUGGUCACUAAGGUUUUUCAUCUCUGAGGCUGUGGUCACUAAGUUUUUUCAUCUCUGAGGCUGUGGUCACUAAGGUUUGACAUCUUUGAAGCUGUGGUCACUAAGGUUUGUCAUCUCUGAGGCUGUGGUCACUAAGGUUUUUCAUCUCUGAGGCUGUGGUCACUAAGUUUUUUCAUCUCUGAGGCUGUGGUCACUAAGGUUUUUCAUCUCUGAGGCUUUGAUCACUAAGUUGUGUCAUCUCUGAGACUGUGUUCACUAAGGUUUGUCAUCUCUGAGGCUGUUGUCACUAAGGUUUGUCAUCUCUGAGGCUUUGAUCACUAAGUUGUGUCCUCUCUGAGACUGUGUUCACUAAGGUUUGUAAUCUCUGAGGCUUAUUAAACUUAUAAACUCAUUCGUAGUGCCUAAUUUUUAGAUAUGAGUAACAGUUAAAAAGUAACAUUUAUUAUUUUUUUCUUUUAUAUUGCAGAAAGUAAAAUGAAAUUUAUUCCUUCAUCUUUUGCCUUGUUGGUGUGCAGUGUCAGUGCUUCCUUUCAAAAUGUAAACGGAAAUACUAAUUUAGUCUGUCUCAUUAAUGGUGAAGUGAGUAGAGAAUAAUAUGGCUUGCAAUUAGUGAUAUCAGAAAUUUAAAAAUUCUCAAGUAUAUCGUGAUGUCAUUAAUGAAUAUUUUUCCUUGUACAAUGUGCAGUAAGUAGUAAACAAUAUACUGAGUACUAUCUAUUAUAGUCAUGGUAUGUCAAUUAUUUGUUGCUGAUAAAACAAUCAUGUGGUGUUUUAUCAUUUUCAAUUCUUCAUUAAUCUCAUUUUGUCAUUUAAUUGUAAUUUUGUCAUUAAUAUGACAUAAUAGCGUUGCCCUGAAUUGCAUUAGGACCCCACCCUGGUGUGACCCCCGAUCCCACUGGAAAACUCAAGAUUGUAUAUUAUUAGUUUUAAAUCCAAUGAUUUUUAAUACGAACAAUGAAGGGUAUUGCUACUACGUUAGGCCUAUAUCCAUCAAUUCACAUGGAAACUAUAGAAUUGUUUAAGCCUAUUGAUAUUUAUAAAGCUUAUAUACGAAAAAAAUGAAAGGGGGCCUUCGGCCCCAGAGGGAUGGAUAUCAUGGAUUCAGUAAGCUUUGGUAAUUGCGUAUGGAUAACAAAUGUAUGUGUACUAAGUUUAGUCUAGAUCCAUUUAUUUAUUUAUGAGUAUUAACCCUAUUAAUAUUUAUUUAGCUUACAUAAAAAAGAAACAUGAAACGGGGCCCCCGGCCCCAGAGGAAUGGAUAUUAACAGUUAAGUACCCUUCGGUACUUAAAUAUGGAUAAUCAAAUAUAUGUGUUCGAAGUUUGUUCAAGAUACAUCGGUUUGUUUUGGAGUAUUUGUUUUUAAUUUUAUUUAAAUAGCUCAUAUUCGGAGAGAAAAAACAUGUUCGGGGCACCCGGCCCAAAACGGCAUGUUUCAGAAAGUUGAUAAACCCUUAAGAAUUCCUUCCAGGUAAUGAUGGAUAUAUGUGAUAUAUGUGCCAAGGUUGGUCAAGAUCAACCAAUCCAUGUAAAAACGUAUGUGGAAGAAACACUGCCCGCCACAAACAAACUUUCACUUUUAUCUAUCUAGCUAUAUAUAUAUAUAUACUAGCGAGUACCCGGCAUGCGUUGCAAUGCCACUCAAGGAAAGAAAGUGUUUGCAUGUUAUGUUUCUUCAAGAGCUUUUAAAUACUCGAAGUUUUUCUUGUUUUUCCAUCUGGUAUAUACACGAAUAAAUCAGAAGUUUUUCCGACGCGAGAGCAGGCCACAUACAUUUGUCCAUGAGCGAAGCAUGGGUUUUCCAAAUUUAGUCCGCAAAUUUGUAGCGAUUGUCCCUGUGCUUUGUAGAUAGUCAUUGUAGACGCGUGUCGCAUCGGAAACUGUAGGCGUUUGAAUUCAAAUGGCAUAUCUGUUGGAAUCAUUGGGGGGAAUGGCAAAAGUACAUCACCUAGUUUAAAUUUUCCAUUUAAAAUAGUAACUUCAAUGGAACCAAUUUCGGAAGAUUCAUUUGAAAAGAUGUACCGUACCUAAUGCUUGGAUAUUAAAGUGCGUUUCUCGUUGCAAAUCAAGAGCGAAAAGUUUGUUUGCAGAUCGAUUCCGAGAUGUCAUUCCCAACUCAUGAAUCAUCAAUCGAUAUGAAUAGUAUUUCAUGGCACUGUCUUUCUUAUUCGAAUUUCUCAAUUUGAUGUCAAAAUGAUAUCCAUCUUCACCUUGCCAAAAUAAAAUAGGAUAUUGCAAUCAAACGUAUGAGCGAUGAGUUUCUGAGACUCUCUGAACAUCAACACUUCUGCGAUGAAGAAUUAUAUCACGUGAGUUAAAUUCUUUGCCAACUAUAAUGAUUGCCACUUCAUCAAUUGUUGGUGCAUUGUAUUGUCUUUCAUGUUGGCCGACAGGUGUUUAGUCAGCUCUAACUAUGACUUUGUAUUCAUCAGUUGGCAUCUUUUCAAGUGCAACUCUAUACAUUUGAAUUAAUUCGUUGUGUUGCAAAAAUAACGUUUGCAUUGCAGCGACGAUUUCUCGUUUAGUGCCCGUAUUGAUAUGACAACGUUGAUCGAUUUGCUCAUCAGCAUUCCCCAUGAAAUCAUUUGAAGACAUUUGUGAUCUGUUAUUGGCAUCAGAGAUCCUACACGAUGGUAAAUUUGGCCUUUCACUUUACUUUAAAUGUUGGCAUGUAAUUCUCGUGCCCGAUAUUUGUUGCACCGAACGAUGUCAUUUGGAAACAUGAAUUGCAUUUGCGUAUGUUUGCAAAGAAAUGUUUCGAUUGGCUAUUGUCACCUGAUACCAACAAUGAUAAUGGUUUUGAUGGUGAAUGUAAUUCUCACACGUUAGGAUCUCCCAUCUUUUUACAUGAAAACCUCGCACAAUAGGUACGUUCAUUGUUGGCAGGAGAUUUCCAGUUGUAUAGUUUCUCAUUAAUUUAUAAAUCGUAAAUUCCAGCGGUAAAAAAUGACCAUAGUUCAAUAUCUACGCUGUCAAGUGUGUUAUUUAAUUACUUGAGAAACCAUCGAUUGGUGUAAAAUGUAUUUACAUAACACAAAACAACUACGAAAUUAUACGACUCUAUUCAAGAAAUACUCUUAGUUGAAAAAAGACACGCGAUUUCGAUGUCAUUUCCGAUUCUAAAAUGCGUCACAAAAGUCAAGCUUAUUUAUACACAUAACAAAAAUACUCUCUACACUAAAAAUGUAAAAAUGUGUUUUCUCUGCUUUACUACAAAUGUGUCAUUUUUUCAAGGGCGGUAGUGUUGAUAUCUUCGUUAUAAAUUAUAUUGAUGAAGCUCAUUUAAGAAAAUAAAUUGAAUUUAGUGUCCCAAGCCCUAAUUGGAAUAUUGUACAAUGGAUGUACUAAAUUUGAAAAAUUUCCCGGCAGAUUCAGCUACUUCCACACAUGCAAUAGCUCUGUUUGAAAUUAUAGUUACAAAGCUCUUAGAAGAAAAUAUGAAAUUAGGGUCACUGGCCCAAACGGAAUAUUGUAAAAAAGUUUUUCUAAUUUAGAAACAUUUUCGGUAGUGCGCAUUUCACUUGACCCAGUUUGAUCACAAUCGAAUGAAUGGUAUAGAAAUGCAUACUAUAAUUAUAUAGAUAAUAGAAGUGUGGAAAACGAAUUUAGGACCCCUCUCCACAAAUGGAAUAUUGUAGAAUUGUUGUAUUACUUCAGAAACCUACUUAAUAUGUAACACAAUCAAUUUAAUAUCACUAUUUGUAUUUGAUUAAAAAGCUAUCCAUUCAUGCUUUAGCUCUGUUUGAAAUUAUAGUUGUAUAGCUUAAAAUUAUAGUUGUAUAGCUUAUAUAGAAAAAACGAACAUAGGACCCCUGGCUAAAAACGGAGUAUUUUAAAAUGGUUGUAAUCAUUUAAGAAACCUUUGCGGGCGGGCGCGCGCACAACAUCUCUCUAAAAUUUUAUCGCAUUGUAAUAAUGUAGAGGAGCGCAUACGGAAAUUAUUUUUUAUAAAGCUCCUAAUGCAAGGAAAAAUAAACGAAUUUGGGGCGAUUGCCAAAAAAAACGGAAUAUUUUAGUAGAGUUAUAAUGGCUUAGAAAAAUGCUCUGGCUUAUGGACAACAACUCACCUCAGUUUUAUCGCAAGCGCUUGAAUGAUGUAGGAGCGCAUGCGGUUUGAAAUUAUAUUUAUAUAGUUGUAUAGCUUAAAAUUAUAGUUGUAUAGCUUAUAUAGAAAAAACGAACAUAGGACCCCUGGCUAAAAACGGAGUAUUUUAAAAUGGUUGUAAUCAUUUAAGAAACCUUUGCGGGCGGGCGCACAACAUCUCUCUAAAAUUUUAUCGCAUUGUAAUAAUGUAGAGGAGCGCAUACGGAAAUUAUUUUUUUAUAAAGCUCCUAAUGUACGGAAAAAAACACGAAUUUGGGGCGAUUGCCAAAAAAAAAAAACGGAAUAUUUUAGUAGAGUUAUAAUGGCUUAGAAAAAUGCUCUGGCUUAUGGACAACAACUCACCUCAGUUUUAUCGCAAGCGCUUGAAUGAUGUAGGAGCGCAUGCGGUUUGAAAUUAUAUUUAUAUAGCUCAUUUUGUAAGAAACAAACAUAGGGCCCCUGGCUCAACACUGAAUAUUUUAAAACGGUUGUAGUAAUUUAAGAACCUUUGUGGGCGAUAGAACAACAUCUCACUAAAUUGUUAUCGCAUUCUGAAAAAUGGUAUAGGAGCGCAUAGAAAAUUAUUUUUUACAAAGCGCAUAUAAGAAAAAAUAAGAAUUUGGGUCAACGGCCCAAAACGGAAUAUUUUAAAGGUGUUGUAAUGAAUGGUUAUGUUUAUAGAUAACAACUCGUCAAAGUUUUGUCGCAAUUGCAUGAAUGGUGCAGGAGCGCAUACGGUUUGAAAUUAUAUUUAUAUAGCUCGUAUAAGAAAAAAAACAUAAAUAAGGCCGCUGGCUAAAAUUGGAAUAUUUUGAAAAGUUUAUAAUAAUUUAAAAACAUUUGUGGCCGUGCUUCCAACAUCUCACCAAAGUUUUAAGUUUUAUUGCAAUCGGAUAAAUGGCGUAGGAGCGCAUAUGAAAAUUAUUUUUUACAAAGCUCAUAUAAGAAAAAAUACGAAUUAAGGGCCAACGGCCGAAAACGGAAUAUUUUUAAAAGUGUUUAAAUAACGCAGUAAAAUGCACUGGCGCAUGGACAACAACUCACUAAGUUUUGUAGCAAUCGCAUGAUUGGUGUAGGAGCGCAUACGGUUUGAAAAUAUAUUUAUAUAGCUCAUAUUAGGAAAAACGAAUAUGAGGCCCCUGGCUCAAAACUGAAUAAUUUAAAACAAUUUUAAUAAUUUAGAAAUAUUUAUGGACAUGCUCGCAACAUUUCAUUAAAUUUUAUAUGAAUCGGAUAAAUGGCGUAGGAGCGUAUGUGGAAAAUAUUUUUACAAAGCUCAUAUUAGAAAAAAAACAAAUUAAGGGCCAUCGGCUAGGAAUUGAACACUUGAUAAGGUUUUUAAUGACUCAGUUAAAUGACCGGUUAUGUGGACAACAAGUAAAUAAAGUUUUGUCGCAAUCGCAUGAAUGGUGUAGGAGCGCAUAUGAGACAUACAGACAUACGGACAUACAAACAUUCAUUUAUAUAUAUAUAUAGAUAUGUGUGUGUGUGUGUAAUUAACAUUACUUAUGAGUUAUUUUGUUAAUAUUAUUUAUGUGAAUUUGUAAAUAUUGGGGCAAUAUCGUCUUGUUUAUGGCCUUAAGGAAAAUUUACUGAGAUAUAUUCAAAUGUCUUGAAGACACAACCUAGUCAGAAACUGUCAUUAAUACAAAACCAACUAAGGAAUUAUAGACUUUCAUCAUCUAUUAUUUUGUUCUAUUGAAACAUUUUCCUGAUAUUUCUGUUUAAGCGCUUCAAUAUUGGAGAUUCUGUUGGAGAUCGUCUUACGGGCUGCCACGAGUGUUCCUGUGAUAUUAAUGUAUAUGGAUGUACGGACUUGGGUUGUCCGGGGUACCAACCACUGGACUGUGAGAUCCAGGGACAGGUAAAGACUCGGGUCUAUAACUUGAAUCUAUGGUGUUUUAUUUCUAAAUCAUAAUUAGUUUUAAUUUUCAAAACAUCUUAUACAUUUUGAUUAUUGUGUAGUAUUAUUCCAGCCUGUUGUUAUGUGUUCGCUGUAAUAAAUGUUGUUAUACAAUUAUACGAAAACAUUUUAGACAUAUUUAAUUUAUGUUGUCGAAUAAAUAUUUAUUUAACAGCACUACCAAAAUUUCGACGAAGUCCCAUCAGAUGUUUGCGAGAAUUGUCAUUGCUUGAAUGGCAACCUGGCUUGUGUCAACUGCCCAGCUUAAAAUCUUGGAAGUUUAUUAUUUAUAGCAAACCUAAGUUAUGUUUAAUAUAUAAUUUACUGUAUGUAAUUUUAUUAUCUAAAAACCAUUUAAUUCAACAAAAAAAAAUCUAUCUUGGAAACACUUGCUUCAAAUUCAAUUAAUUAUUAGUAUAAUAUCGUAUAAGACAAAAUAAAUACUUAUACUAUACUUCUCAUCAUCAUGAUGGUGUCAAAUAUUCUGUAGCAUACCAGAAUAUUCUCGAUGUCAAGGAUGUCGAUAACUUGCCUGUUCUAUUAUUCCACUUUACAAUGAUGGUCUGUCUCUCUCUGAUAAAUAACACAAUGUCCAAUGUGCGCUAACAGUACUUCAUUAUAGGUGCUAUCUAAUCACUAUGAUAAUAUGUACAGGUAUAACUGCGAUGCAGAGAAGUAGAUCUCCACAGGCUUGCAAUGAAAUAUCAGAGAGCAUAAUCAAUCAAAACAUUGAAGAGAAAAAAACAAAUAAGACCUCCCAAAUCAACGUUAUCUCUCACUCUGCAACCUAUAUUAACUCUCAUGUCCGUGAACAUAAUACCGCCGUCCACUCUAGAGUUGUCUCCCCUUUUAUAACCCCAAAAUCCCAUGCGUCCGUCAGUGAUCUGAAAAUCGUUCACGUGCUCACUUGUCCCAUUUGGCACAAAAUCACAACACACAAAAUCUCUAUGAUGUCAUAAUCUUGACAGAUGGUAAUCUUAUAUCUAAACGCUGUGGCAAACAUUCCAAUGCCAUAAAAAUUGCUAAAGCAAUGAUGCAUUGAUGACAUAACUAUUUCUAAACUUCUGAUCAUAAGAUCGUGUUUUCUAAAUUGAGCUUUUGUCCUAUUAUGAAUACGUACUUUGUUUUAUACCUAGUAAGAUUUUCGUUUCAAAACACACUACAGAAGUUAAUUUCAUAAACAAAACUUAUAGUUUUAUAAAUAUCCAGAAUUUUCAUCUUUUCACAUUCAUAUUUGUAUAAAUUAUUAGUUGCUAUUAAAUAGAUCUAGACUAAUAAUUUUUUGGUAUUUAUUAAAUUAAUUUUUGGUAUUUUAUAAAGGGUUUGUUGGUAAUGGCACCAAAGCGUGAACAACUUGAGAGAAUAUACAAGGGUUUAGACCAUAUUACAGAUUUCUAAGUGAUAAUGACGAAGACGUAACAAUUGAUGACAUCAUCAUGGGAAUAUAAACCGAAAUACUCUCUAACACGAUAUGUAACUUUUAAUUAAUGAGUGUAUGUCGACGGUUGUAUUAUUUGUGUCUUAAAUAAAAGUUUAAACACUUAUUUUCUUGUUGGUUGAAUUGAUUAUAAUGUAUCGACUGUGAACAUUUCAAAG